Solanum dulcamara is the source of this 911-nucleotide messenger RNA. RefSeq names its product inosine triphosphate pyrophosphatase. The coding region runs from base 90 to 713 and encodes 207 amino acids. Gene Ontology annotation, cellular component: cytoplasm. The record is from RefSeq and is a predicted model, not a curated record. Gene Ontology annotation, molecular function: nucleoside triphosphate diphosphatase activity. Lineage: Eukaryota; Viridiplantae; Streptophyta; Magnoliopsida; Solanales; Solanaceae. Gene Ontology annotation, biological process: nucleoside triphosphate catabolic process. The transcript has 8 exons.
GCACUAAUAACCUUUUACUCCAAAAACUCAAUAGACCCAUAAAUCUCCCUCCUUUGAACGUGCAAUUUUUUUCCGGUGAGAAAGGGACAAUGGCGGCGGCGGCGAGGACGGUGGGUUCAGGGGUGGUGUUGCCGCGGUCAGUGACAUUUGUUACCGGAAACGCUAAGAAGUUGGAGGAAGUUAGGGCAAUUCUUGGCCAGUCUAUUCCCUUUCAGUCCCUUAAGCUCGACUUACCAGAACUUCAAGGGGAGCCUGAAGAUAUAUCCAAAGAAAAAGCAAGAAUUGCUGCCAAAGAGGUGAAUGGACCAGUGCUAGUUGAGGAUACUUGUCUUUGUUUCAACGCCCUUAAGGGUCUCCCAGGGCCUUACGUCAAGUGGUUUUUGCAAAAGAUCGGUCAUGAAGGUCUCAACAACUUAUUGAUGGCUUAUGAGGAUAAAACUGCAUAUGCCAUGUGUAUCUUUUCGCUUGCUCUUGGGCCAAAUACAGAGCCAAUGACUUUUGUAGGAAAAACGCUUGGAAGGAUAGUUCCAGCUAGGGGACCCAAUGACUUCGGAUGGGAUCCAAUAUUUCAACCUCAUGGCUAUGACCAGACUUACGCUGAGAUGCCCAAGGAAGAAAAGAACAAGAUUUCUCACCGGGGUAAAGCUCUUGAACUAGUGAAGUUACACUUUGCUGAGGCUCGUUACACAUUCCAGACGGACUCCAGUGCUUAAGACUAGGGUGUGUAUGCAUGCCUCUGUAGUGACAUAAUCUUCAUAUUUUUGCUCAAGAGCUAUAAUUGAUGACCAUGUAAGCUUCUUUUAUUCUCCCAGCUAAAAUAGUAUGAAGGAUGAGAUACGCGAAAUUUUGGAACUUAUGAUUGUUUCUAAUAGAUUUUACGAUCUAGCACAACUUCUCUUUUUAUUUUUAAA